This is a messenger RNA of Salvelinus namaycush (lake trout), 1926 nucleotides long. RefSeq names its product sodium/bile acid cotransporter-like. Bases 375 to 1415 code for a protein of 346 amino acids. Gene Ontology annotation, molecular function: bile acid:sodium symporter activity. Gene Ontology annotation, cellular component: membrane. Lineage: Eukaryota; Metazoa; Chordata; Actinopteri; Salmoniformes; Salmonidae. The record is from RefSeq and is a predicted model, not a curated record. The transcript has 8 exons. Gene Ontology annotation, biological process: bile acid and bile salt transport.
ACAGGUGAGGGGAGGAGGACAUAAUACUCCCCGUCCAGAAGACUGCUUCACAGACAGAUAUUUACCACUCUCACUCUGGCAAUAAUUAGCCACAUUAGAACAAGGAUACACUUUAAAGUCUGUGGUCCACGCAGAACGACUUCAUUUAACAACACAGAAACCACAGAGAGGAAAGACCACAGAGAGGAAAGACCACAGAGAGGAAAGACCACAGACAGGAAAGACCACAGACAGGAAAGACCACAGACAGGAAAGACCACAGAGAGGAAAGACCACAGACAGGAAAGACCACAGACAGGAAAGACCACAGAGAGGAAAGACCACAGAAGGAAUAUCCACAUUCUCCUAAAAGGCUCCGAGCAGAGACGAUACAAAUGGAAGAUCCCAUUGACACCGCCAUGGCCAUGUUCUCUGAUCAGUACCUGUCGUCCAAUGACAGUUUACUAUUCAACAUCACUCCAACCCAUUUCCCCCGCCUGCCACCCAUAAUAGACCAGGCCAUCAGCAUCACCACCAUAGUGAUCCUCUUCAUCACCAUGGUUUCACUGGGCUGUACCAUGGAGGUGCACAAGAUCAAGGCCCACAUCCUGAAACCAAAAGGAGUAGCCAUCGCAUUGGUGGCCCAGUUUGGAGUAAUGCCCCUCACUGCCUUCUCAUUGGCUAAGGUGUUACAGCUGGGGCCGGUAGAGGCUGUAGUGGUGCUGAUCUGUGGAUGCUGUCCAGGGGGAAGCCUCUCCAAUAUAUUGGCCCUGUCUCUGAAGGGAGACAUGAACCUAAGUAUUGUGAUGACUACCUGCUCUACAGUUCUAGCCCUGGGUAUGAUGCCACUGCUCCUCUACCUGUACUGCCAGGGCUUCUCCAACCUGGAGAGUGCUGUCCCCUACGCUAGCAUCACUCUGACCCUGGUCAUGACUCUGUUCCCCUGCGGCAUCGGCAUCCUCAUCAAUUACUACAGGCCACAGUACUCCAAGACUAUUACUAAGGUUGGCCUGUCCCUCCUGUUGAUGGCCACGGUGGUGAUUGCCCUGUUGGUCAGCAUGACCAUAGGAGGGAUGGAUUUGAUGCUGACCGUCCUGUCCCCUCCACUCAUAGCCACCGCUGCCCUCAUGCCCCUCAUUGGCUACACCUUCGGAUACGUCCUGUCAUACCUCUUCAAACUCAACGGAUCGGGGCGGAGGACCAUCUCCAUGGAGACAGGCUGUCAGAACAUCCAGCUGUGUUCCACCAUUUUGAAGGUGGCAUUCCCUCCCGAUGUGAUUGGUCCCCUCUACCUAUUCCCAAUGGUCUACAUAGUGUUUCAGGUGGGAGAGGCCUUACUGCUCAUUGUCCUGUUCAGGGUUCGCGAGAGGUUCUUCAAAACACCGAAGACAGAGAAGCAGGUGUACGAGGCAGUGGAUGGAAAUCAGAUAGACUGAGUUGAUGUCAGAAAUGGUGGUCUACCAAGGAUUCAGGCUCCCAAAACCUGAUGAUCUACCAGAUUACAAUGAGGAUUUAACACCCAGUAACUGCACAUACAAUGACUCAUGGCAGCAGGCGUUUUGAAGGUGGAGUGAUUGUGCCUAAUUGACUACACUGUAUACAGGUGUAGAAGUGUAUGUGGAAUUAACUGAAAAGAUAAAACCUGUCUAAACUACAUGAUUAGUUCUGAUCAAGGUUGUGUCAAUGUUUGGACAAGCUAUUGAAAACAUUGUAAAAUAGUCAUGUGACAUUUUAUUACUGCUACUAUUUAAUUACAUAUGGUUUUAAGCUAAUACUAAAAGUGGCACAAUUCUUUGUUGAAGUUGAACUUCAAGUUAACACCGUCUUUUGAUGCUAUAUUUAAAAAAUGUCAUUUGUCAUCUGCUUUGUUAUUAAUUUUUUUUUUUUUUUUUAAAUACAAAUAACCUUCAUAUCAAACACUUGGUGUAAAUAAAAAUUAAAAUCAGA